GCUGCUUCUUCCUGCCUCUGAAACACAGAAACGAGAUGCUUUAUGUGAAUAAAAAAGCCUGAAUUUAAAUGCUAAUUAUGGUCGAAUAUAAUGUAGCCGUUAUGCAUUUGUAACAAAUUAUUAUCAGCUCCAGUAUGUUUUGUUUUGAUUUGAUGCAGGAUUGAAAGCCAACAGUGAUACAGCAUCUUCCCAGAGCACAGCAUCCAUCAGACCAAAAUGGCUGACAAGAGUGACCUAAAGGCUGAGCUGGAGCGCAAGAAGCAGCGUCUGGCUCAAAUCAGGGAGGAGAAAAAAAGAAAAGAGGAAGAGAAAAAGAAAAAAGAGUCAGAAACACAGCAGAAGAUUGAAGCUGCUCCUGAGGACUCAGAUUUGGACCGUAAACGCAGAGAGACUGAGGCACUGCUCCAGAGUAUUGGAAUCUCCCCUGAGCCACCGUUAGUCCCGGCACAAAUGUCUCCAUCAAAAUCGAUGAGCACUCCGAGUGAGACAGGAAGUCAGGACUCUGUGGAAGGGACAACUGUGGGAAGGACCCUGCAGUGGGACACUGACCCCUCUGUUCUCCAGCUGCAGGCUGAUUCUGAGCUCGGGCGCAGGCUGCACAGAUUGGGGGCGUCCAAGAUAAUCCAGGUGGAUUUUUUACCCAAAGAGGUGGUUUCCUACUCAAAAGAGACACAGACUCCUGUAGCAGCACAUCAGUCAGAAGAGGAUGAAGAGGAGGAUGAAGAUAAUACAGAGCCCAAAUCAGGCCUGGAGUCAGACCAGAAGGAGGAUGAGGAGAAUAAGGAUGCAAAAGAAGGCCACCCGCGGGAGCUGACGGAGGAGGAGAAGCAGCAGGUCCUGCACUCUGAGGAGUUUGUGAUCUUCUUUGACCGCAGUAUUCGUGUGAUGGAGCGAGCUCUUGCUGAAGAUUCCAACAUCUUUUUUGAUUACAGUGGCCGAGACCUCGAGGAUAAAGAAGGGGACCUGCAGGGAGGGUCAAUUCUGUCCUUUAAUCGUCUGUUCUAUGAUGAGCACUGGUCUAAGCACCGGGUCAUCACCUGUCUGGACUGGUCUCCUCAGUACCCAGAGCUGCUUGUGGCUUCUUAUAACAACAACGAGGAUGCUCCUCAUGAGCCAGAUGGUGUGGCUUUAGUGUGGAAUAUGAAAUUCAAAAAGACCACGCCUGAGUACAUCUACCACUGCCAGUCUCCUGUGGUGUCCGUGGGCUUUGCUCGUUUCCAUCCUAAUCUGCUGGUGGGUGGCACGUACUCAGGGCAAAUUGUCCUCUGGGACAACCGCAGCCAUAGGAGAACCCCAGUCCAGAGAACGCCACUCUCUGCAGCUGCACAUACUCAUCCAGUGUACUGCGUGAAUGUGGUGGGAACCCAGAAUGCCAACAACUUGAUCACGGUGUCCACAGAUGGCCGGAUGUGCUCCUGGAGCCUGGAUAUGCUCUCCCAGCCACAGGAGAGCAUGGAGCUGGUCUACAAUAAGUCAAAACCAGUAGCUGUGACUGGAAUGGCCUUUCCUGCUGGAGAUGUCAAUAACUUUGUGGUGGGCAGCGAAGAGGGGACUGUGUACACGGCUUCUAGACAUGGCAGUAAAGCUGGUAUCUGUGAGAUGUUCGAGGGCCAUCAGGGACCAGUGACUGGCAUCAGCUGUCAUAGUGCUGUGGGCCCAGUAGACUUCUCCCACCUCUUCGUCACCUCGUCUUUUGACUGGACUGUCAAACUCUGGAGCACGAAGCAAAACAAGCCGCUGUACUCCUUUGAGGACAAUGCUGACUAUGUGUACGAUGUCAUGUGGUCUCCAGUGCAUCCCGCACUAUUCGCUGCAGUGGACGGAAUGGGCCGUCUCGAUCUGUGGAACCUAAACAAUGACACCGAGGUACCCACAGCUAGCGUGACCAUCGAGGGUGCUCCUGCGCUCAACCGGGUGCGUUGGGCUUCAGGAGGGAAGGAGCUGGCUGUAGGAGACUCAGAGGGUCGGCUCUGGAUCUACGAUGUUGGAGAGCUGGCAUCAGCACACAGCGAGGACUGGACUCGCUUCGCCCGUACGCUGGUGGAGAUCCGUGCCAACCGAGCUGACGGUGAGGAGGAAGGCCCUGUGGAAUUGCCAUCGUAGAAAAGAACAGCCUCAGAGCUUCAGCGCAUCGCACUGAUACUGUCCCACAUCCAUGUUCAGCCCAACACCACUCCAUCAGCUGCUGUUCACAUCGGCUCGGUUCAUCAGUUUUAUUAUAGAAAACAUAGAUCAGUAUCACCUUUGCCAUUGUGUAAUUAUUUAUAGGCCUCACUCAGUGUCUGUUUCACACCAGUUCAAGGCCUGGCAUGGCCAAUUGAUGACUGAUGUGAAGUGGAAUAGUUCCUAUGCUGCUACAGUGGUUCUUAGUGAAGGCCAAAGAGGUUCCUUUGCACCCUGUGAUAUCUGCAAUGCUUCUGUUGUGUGUUGUAUGUGUGUAAUUUUUGUUUUUAUCUUCUGCAUGAAGUACAGUAAUGGAGUGGGUCUUAAGCAAUUGUCUGAACUGAAGUAAUUUAUAAUUCCUAAACAGGUAAUCUGUAAGAAAUAUUAUGUCAAGUGAUAACUGUGAUAGUUAUUUCACAUCCUGUCUCUCUCUCUCUCUCUCUCUCUCUCUCUCUCUCUUUCUUUCUCUCUCUCUCCCUCGCUCUCUCACUCUCUCUCUCUCUCUCUCUCUUUCUCUCUCUCUCUCUCCCUCGCUCUCUCUCGCUCUCUCUCUCUCACUCUUUCUCACACACACACACACACACACUCUCUCACACACAUUCUCUCACACACACACACUCUCUCACACACAAACACACACACACAGACAGACAGACAGACACACACACACACACACGCCUUUUGCUGAUGGAAAACUCAGAGCCUAAGUCUAAAUGUGGGAUAUGUGCUCAAUGAUUACAGGCAAUGUCAUGCCCCAAUGUCAUAAAAUAAAAUGUUACAUGCUUUCAA
This is a messenger RNA of Tachysurus vachellii, 2952 nucleotides long. It is a transcript of the gene dync1i1a, whose product is annotated as cytoplasmic dynein 1 intermediate chain 1. Gene Ontology annotation, cellular component: cytoplasmic dynein complex. Gene Ontology annotation, biological process: transport along microtubule. Gene Ontology annotation, molecular function: dynein light chain binding; dynein heavy chain binding. The record is from RefSeq and is a predicted model, not a curated record. The transcript is spliced from 17 exons. Lineage: Eukaryota; Metazoa; Chordata; Actinopteri; Siluriformes; Bagridae. The coding region runs from base 217 to 2103 and encodes 628 amino acids.